AUGGAACCACAGCGCGCCCCAGCACCAGUAAGCCCGACUGGCGACAGUGGACGAAUACAUUCAGAGCAGACGGCCACCUUCACAAUAGCAAACGAGAACACACUCAAACGACCCCCUCCGAAGGCCUCAGCGACGUCGCCGAGGAAAUGUUUACCGGGGAGACCCCAGCAACACCAGGACGGACGCCUGACCAUCGACGAGAUCUCGACCUGCUGCGACCGGAUUGGACUCAGAACUUGA
Messenger RNA from Fusarium mangiferae, 240 nucleotides. RefSeq lists its product as uncharacterized. The transcript is spliced from 3 exons. Bases 1 to 240 code for a protein of 79 amino acids. NCBI's taxonomy places the organism in Eukaryota, Fungi, Ascomycota, Sordariomycetes, Hypocreales, Nectriaceae. The record is from RefSeq and is a predicted model, not a curated record.